This is a messenger RNA of Candidula unifasciata, 269 nucleotides long. The record is from the annotation of a GenBank genome assembly. NCBI's taxonomy places the organism in Eukaryota, Metazoa, Mollusca, Gastropoda, Stylommatophora, Geomitridae.
AAAAACUGAAAGCAAAUGGGCAUAAGUCAGACAGAAGAAACAGAGGUAGGAGUGGUGCCAGGUGUCUGCUGCUAGUGCUGUUCUCAUUCCUGGCCCUGAUUGCUGCGUUGUUAGUGGCCAUCGAUUUCCACUGCAACACCAAUCGCCGAGACCAUUUAUGUUUAACAUAUUGGCACCCUGCACGCGGCCAUAUUGUCAACACAUGGAACACAUCGUCUCGUGCUGCUGUCGAAUUUUAUCACCGGAACAUAGAAAAAUAUUUUAUCUAG